Messenger RNA from Fusarium vanettenii 77-13-4, 1575 nucleotides. RefSeq lists its product as uncharacterized. Gene Ontology annotation, cellular component: membrane. The transcript is spliced from 4 exons. Gene Ontology annotation, molecular function: amino acid transmembrane transporter activity. The record is from RefSeq and is a predicted model, not a curated record. The coding region runs from base 1 to 1575 and encodes 524 amino acids. Gene Ontology annotation, biological process: amino acid transmembrane transport. Lineage: Eukaryota; Fungi; Ascomycota; Sordariomycetes; Hypocreales; Nectriaceae.
AUGGCGGAGAACAAGAACACCGGCGACGUCGAUAACGGCGAGGUCGUGAUUCACAACGACAACCAAAUCAUCGACGAUGGCGUUCGACGAGCGCUCAAAUCCCGUCAUCUGCAGAUGAUAGCCCUCGGAGGUGUCAUCGGCCCCGGAACGUUCUACGCCACAGGCUUCGCCCUGCAAUAUUCCGGUCCUGCUGGCUCCUUGAUUGGGUACAUCAUCGUGGGACUCGACGUCUUCUUCGUCACGCAGUCCUUGGGCGAGAUGGCGACGCUGUUCCCGACGACCGGAUCGUUCAACGAGUUCGCCGGCCGGUUCGUCGAUCCUGCCCUCUCUUUUGCCCUCGGGUGGAAUUAUUGGUAUAUGUGGGGAACGAUUCUGGCCAACGAGUACAAUGGCGCUGCUUUGGUUCUGAGCUUCUGGACCGAUAAACUCCCCAACUACGCCUGGAUUUUGAUCUGCUGGGUCUUCUUCAUGGGCACCUCUCUGCUCGGCGUCUUGGUCUACGGUGAAAUGGAAUUUUGGUUGGCGACUUUCAAAUUCAUCGUGACAAUCAUUCUAUACCUAGUGGCCAUUCUCAUCAACACUGGGGCCAUCGGUGGCGACUACAUUGGAUUUCGCUACUGGGACGAUCCUGGUGCUUUCGCAAACGGCAUUAAUGGCUUUGGCAAGGUCUUGGUCUUGGCUGCGGUCAUGUACUCGGGAACUGAGGCAGUGGCAAUCACUGGCGGAGAGUCUCGAAACCCCAAGAGGGACAUCCCCAAGGCGCUGAAGCAGACCUUCUGGCGCAUCCUGAUCGUGUACGUUGGCAUGAUCUUCUUCACCGGCCUAAUUGUGCCCUACAACUCGGAAGGAUUGUUGAACGCCGCAUCCAAGUCGGCGUCGUCCCCCUUCACUGUCGCCCUGAACCAAGCGGGCUGGGCGGGCGCCGGCAACCUGAUCAAUGCAAUCAUCAUCAUCACGCUGCUCUCUUCGAUCAAUUCCGCCAUCUACAUUGCCAGUCGCACCAUCUAUGCUCAGGCCAAGGCUGGACGGGCCCCGCGGUUCCUUGCCAAGGCGACUUCCAACGGUGUCCCGGUCAACGCCAUCGUCUUCACCAACCUUUUCGGCCUCAUCUCGCUGCUCAAUAUCUCGGAGAAUGCUGGCAAUGUAUUCAGCUACCUGCUGUCAAUCUCUGGCUCAGCUGCUUUCAUUGCCUGGGCAUUUAUCGGGUUGACUCACGUGCGCUUCCGCGCCGCCGUGAAAGCCCAGGGCAUGCCCCUCUCCUCUCUUCCAUUCAAGGCCUUGGGGUACCCCUAUGUCCCCUGGACACUUUUCGGAGCCAACAUUUUCCUCGUCAUAAUCUCCGGGUACACCACGCUCCUGACACCCUUUGACCUCAAGGCUUUCAUCUUCGCUUACCUGGUUAUCCCCAUCUUCAUUGCCCUGUACGCCGGGUGGAAGCUCUGGCACAAAACGAAAUGGGUUAACCCUGCCGAAGCUGACAUCACGAGCGGCCGGAGAGAGUGGUUGGGCGGUACAGACGAAGAAACAGCUCACAAGGGCAUUUUUGCUAAGGUUAAGAAUGUACUUGUUGGCUGA